GGAGUUCGAUCGAAACCCAGGUUAAGAACCACUGGCGUAGAGAAUGUGUGCAGUGUAUUUAUUUGAAUUCAUUUAUUUGAGUAUUUCCCAAAUAUGUCCUCUCAUUUGAACCAAAUAUUGUUCUUGAAUAUGUUUGCUGCAAGCCGGUGUUAUUCAGAUUUGGGCUGAGAUGAAAGAAAUGCUGUUAUGUGCUAUUAUCCAUUUAUCCUUUCCUCUGUGAGCAGUGUCUCCAGUACCGCUGAGUUUCAGUCUCUUAUUUAUUUUCAAACACAGUGGGGAUUACAUGCUGAGAUAAGUAUAGAUCAUCAUCAUACUGCUCUCUAAUACCCUCUUUAUAUCUACCUACUGCGAAACAACUAUACACACACACACACACACACACACACAUACAAAACACACACACACGCACGUUAUUUCACAUCAUAAGCACUGCAGUCUCCAGAUAGCAAAACAUGAGGAAGGAGAAGGGACGAGAAAAAAAACAGAAGGGGUGUUUCGAGAUGCAACGCUCUCUCUGCUGCGCAGCUCAUCCAAACACACCAGUGAUGCUGCUCAGUGUGUGUCCCCUGCCUCACCAGCCCACGUGGUACGCUCCGCACGCCUGUCAGAGAUAUUUAAAUGAGCAGGGCAGCGAGUGACGGGGGAGGCUUGUGCACAGACAGCUGGCUAGGAGAGGAAGCUGAGGGGGUCAGAGAAGACAACAUCCAACAUCCAUCCAAGUGCAUGGGAAGACAACAUCCAACAUCUUUAGCCUCCUGCACAAAAAGAAAGAGUUAUUGAAGGGAAGCGCGUGUGUUUGAGUGUGAGGGCUAGUGUGUGUUUAUGUGUGAGUGUGAGUGCAUGCGUGAGAGCGGGUAGAGGCUCCUCUCUGACUGGACAGAGCUGCAGCCGCAGCCAGCCCUGGGCUCGUUGGGCUAUGGCUCCAUGAUCCCUCCGCACGCGCACAGCGUCCCGUCCAGCCAGCUGCCAGGCCACACAGCAGCGGCGGCACUAGAGAAGAGAGAUCUCCGUGCUGGGCGCCACCUUCUCACUUCACAGCACUCAUUGCCUGGAAACCCUUUGGCCCUCAAGCACUGCCCAAUCGACCUGCGUACCUCAAUGGACGGCAAGUACAAAGAAAUUGCAGAGGAGCUGUUCUCCCGCAGCCUGGCGGACAAUGAGAUGCGCAGCGCUCCCUAUGAGUACCCUGAGGACAGCCCCAUCGAGAAGCUAGAGGAGCGGCGCCAGCGACUAGAGAGACAGAUCAGCCAGGAUGUCAAGCAUGAGCCUGAUAUCCUACUGCGAGCCAAGCAGGAGUUCAUGAAAACAGACAGUGCAACAGACCUUGAAUUUCUGAAAGAGCAAAACCAAGCACCCAUGGGCGCCUUUAUCGGUGAGAGAGAGACGCCUCCAGAGAGAGAGUACCAAAGAGUUACGAUCACUGGAGAGGAGCAGUGUGGGGUUCCCUUCACGGACUUACUGGAUGCUGCCAAGUGUGUGGUGAAAGCCCUGUUUAUCCGGGAGAAGUACAUCUCGCUGUCCAUGCAGACUUUCUGCAGGACCACUUCUCGCUACCUGCAGGAGCUGGCCGAGAGGCCCCUGGACCUGCAGAUCUACGAGGAGACCUCACUCACGUCAGAUGCCUCUGUGCACCCACCUGUGUCCGAGACCCAUCCCUAUGAGAACGUCGACCCAACCAGCAUGCCCUCGGACAUGGGCUACGGCUGCAAGGCAGUGGACGGGAUCAUGCAUGUGUACACAACGAAGACCACUAUGGACAUGAGCACAGAGCUAGACCUGCCCUAUCCAGACCUGCAGGAAUACAUUGCUGAUAUGAACGUUAUGAUGGCCCUCAUUAUCAAUGGACCAGUGAAGUCCUUCUGUUACCGCCGCCUCCAGUACUUAAGCUCUAAGUUUCAGAUGCACAUCUUGCUCAACGAGAUGAAGGAGCUGGCGGCUCAGAAGAAGGUUCCUCAUCGAGACUUCUACAACAUCCGUAAGGUGGACACACAUAUCCACGCGUCGUCAUGCAUGAAUCAGAAGCACCUGCUGCGCUUCAUCAAGAGGGCCAUGAAGAAGUACCCGAGGGAUAUUGUGCACGUGGAGAGGGGCAGGGGACAGACGCUCAUGGAGGUGUUUGAGAGCAUGAACCUCACAGCCUUCGACCUGAGCGUGGACACACUGGACAUGCAUGCUGAUCGCAACACUUUCCAUCGCUUUGACAAGUUUAAUGCCAAAUACAAUCCCAUUGGGGAGUCCAUCCUGCGGGAGAUCUUCAUCAAAACUGAUAACCACAUUGAGGGGAAAUAUUUUGCACAUAUCAUCAAGGAAGUGAUGGCAGACCUGGAGGAGAGCAAGUAUCAGAAUGUAGAGCUGCGCCUGUCUAUUUAUGGCCGCUCCAGGGACGAGUGGGACAGUUUGGCCAAGUGGGCGGUCAAACAUGGCGUCUAUUCAGACAACGUGCGCUGGCUGAUCCAGGUGCCUCGCCUCUUUGAUGUAUACCAUACCAAGAAACAACUGUCCAACUUUCAGGAGAUGUUGGAGAACAUCUUCAUGCCUCUGUUUGAGGCCACUAUCAACCCAGGCAGCCACCCAGAGCUACAUCUUUUCCUACAGCAUAUGAUGGGCUUUGAUAGUGUCGAUGAUGAGUCAAAACCAGAACACCACAUCUUUAACUUGGACAGUCCACUUCCUGUCAACUGGACAGAAGAGCACAACCCUCCUUACGCGUACUACCUGUACUACAUGUAUGCCAACAUGACUGUGCUCAACCACCUACGCAGGAGACGGAACUUCAACACAUUUGUGCUUCGUCCUCACUGUGGGGAGGCGGGCCCAAUCCAUCACCUUGUCUCUGGCUUCAUGCUGUCUGAGAACAUCUCCCACGGCCUCCUGUUGAGAAAGGCUCCGGUGUUGCAGUACCUGUACUACCUGGCCCAGAUCGGCAUCGCCAUGUCCCCCCUCAGUAAUAACAGCCUCUUCCUCAGUUACCACCGCAACCCUCUGCCGGAGUACCUGUCCCGAGGCCUCGUGGUGUCCUUAUCCACUGAUGACCCCCUCCAGUUCCACUUCACAAAGGAGCCGCUGAUGGAGGAGUACAGCAUCGCUGCGCAGGUGUGGAAGCUGAGCUCCUGUGACAUGUGUGAGCUGGCCAGGAACAGUGUGCUGAUGAGUGGAUUCACCCACCAGGUCAAGAGUUACUGGCUGGGGCCAGACUACUACAAGGAAGGGCAGGAGGGCAACGACAUCCGUCGCACCAACGUACCCGACAUCCGCGUGGCCUACCGCCACGAGACCAUGUGCGAGGAGCUCAACCUCAUCACCCAGGCCAUACACACUGAGGAGCUUGAGACCAUUGAGGAGGAAGGAACCAUUUGCAUGGGCCCCGCGCCAGUGGGCCAGUAAAGAUGUGUAUUCAGUGAACAUGCAUUCUCUCAAUGGCUAAAGAACAGGAAAUAAGGGCCAGUGCUCCACUAUGUGUCACCUGCAAGGGACCUCAUGUGAAUUUGUUAUUGUAGUACAUCAUGAAGUAUGUGAGUUCCUCAACUCACCCGUUGAAUGUCUCACCCAAAAAAUGAUUCCUCUGUACCUAAUUUUCUACUUUUUGUUUUCCAUCCUUGACUUUUUUUUAUGUCGUACUCCGUUUGUAAUGUUGUCGUGAUGGUAUUUUUGGACUUACUUAUUAUCAAAGUAAAUCUCUUCCUGAAAGACCUUUCUUGUUGCCAGGAGUUUUCCUGUCGGGUUUUGACUAAAUGUGGGUGUUAUUUAUUUAUGUAUUUAUUUACUGAGAACAGCAUACUAAGUGAAUCCGUGUGUAUUGUAUUUGAGCCUGUUUCGGAAUGUGAGGGCAGCGAAGAGUUGGUUAGUGAACAAGCUCAACACCACAACGUUUUGAACUGAUAUUAAAAUAUAUUUUCUUGCAAAGAAACUGUCGAAAGGAGCAUAUUGAAGGCAAUAAAGAUA
This is a messenger RNA of Clupea harengus (Atlantic herring), 3942 nucleotides long. RefSeq names its product adenosine monophosphate deaminase 2b (gene ampd2b). Gene Ontology annotation, cellular component: cytosol. Gene Ontology annotation, biological process: AMP metabolic process; IMP salvage. NCBI's taxonomy places the organism in Eukaryota, Metazoa, Chordata, Actinopteri, Clupeiformes, Clupeidae. The record is from RefSeq and is a predicted model, not a curated record. Gene Ontology annotation, molecular function: AMP deaminase activity.